AUGCCCGAGAACGACACGGAUGAACCUCAGUAUGCGAAGCCAGAAGAUUUCCUAUGGGACACGUACCUGAAGGCGUCAAAGGACGAGGACGAAUCGCGCCCGAAGAACUGGGAAGGCAGCACGACGGGCAUCUUGACCUUUACCGGUCUAUUCGCUGCGACUGUUGCGGCAUUCAUUGUCGAGAGCUAUACGCAGCUCUCGGUGGACUCCGGCGAUCAGGCCGUCCAACUGCUCUCGCAACUUCUUGCCGCCACCGCGAACGCAUCUGCAGGCCUUCCUGUCAUCGUCACCACGCCCGAGCCUUUCUCCACCCCACCCGCGGCCAUAGCUACGAAUGCGCUCUGGUUCUCGAGCCUGUUGAUCUCGCUGAUCUGCGCGUUGUUAUCGACGUUGGUCCAGGAAUGGUCCCGAGCCUACGUCCAGGACAUCAACAGACGAAAGGUCCUUCACGAGACCAUGCGCGAACGCGCCUUUAAUCACAUCUACAUUCGCAUGGGAGUCAAUCGCUACGGGAUGGACCAGUUUGUCUCAUGGAUCGUCGCCUUGGUGCAUCUCGCGGUCUUCCUAUCCGCGUCUGGGCUUCUGGUCUUCCUCUUUCCUAUCGACCAUGUUGUCGUUGGCAUUACUACCGCAAUCCUCGGGAUCUUCGUGACCAUAUAUUGGAUCGCCAGUCUACUACCUUUGCUUGACAAGAGCUGUCCAUACAGAACUCCUAUCACAUACUUGAUGGCCUUCGCCUACUGGUCCGUUCUUCGCAGCCGAAUCGGCGGUGUUCUUCUGUUCUUGUGCCAGAAUGCCAACAUGCGGGUCCAGACGACGCUCCAUGAUCUCAUCAAAAGGCAGUACGUGGGUGGCCAGGUACAGACGCUCUCUAGACGAGUUACAGAGACGUUCUUGACCGGUACUCGAGGUUCGUUCCUGUUGGAGCAAACACUCGCCCACAUAUCGCAAGAGAACGAGGAGCUUUUCUUCAAACUGCUACCUUCCUUCAUCAAUUUGCACAAGGGCAGAAAUGCGCUACUAAGCUCACUAUGUGCCGAUAACGAAUUCAUGAACAGGUUCUACUUGUAUCUCAGUCGAUCACAUGAUGCCUAUGUGGACAACCCCUCGUCAAAACCCAUUCCCCUUGAGAUAUUCCAGCUUAUAUCGUAUCUCUCUGGGAGAAUGUUUAUUUCAGACGUUCGAUAA
Molecule: messenger RNA, 1188 nt
Organism: Peniophora sp. CBMAI 1063
Lineage: Eukaryota; Fungi; Basidiomycota; Agaricomycetes; Russulales; Peniophoraceae
Source: the annotation of a GenBank genome assembly